UUACUUUCCCCUGAAUAGUGAAAUGUCGAUGUAUUUUUUUCCUUUUUCAGAUAUAGUCUAUAUAAUAAAAUUCUAACAAUAUUGUUUGAAACAAGUACAAUUAUAUGAUGGUUGUCUCAUGAUACUGAAAAGCUAAGUAAGGUAUAUAUUUAUUUUUAAUCGGGAUCGUCAUGAUCUCUCUGACCUGAGUUACAGCUAUUCGGACAAAAAUGGCAGCCCUCACGGAGGAAGAUUUGGAAAGAAUGGCAAUGGAAGAAAUUGUGAAGGAAGCAAAGAGAAAUUCAGAGAGAGCAAAAGAGUUUGGAUCUCUUGGCUGGCAGAAUCCAGGGAAGACCGCCAACAAACGGUUCCUAAGCAACAUGCUGGUCAGUACAUUGCGUAAUCCCCUUAAAAAGAGUGUUUAUAAUAAUUCUGAUAGAGAGAGGACGACCAGUAAUUCAGAUUCAGACAACCACAGGAAACCAUGGCACUCACAGGAUUACAAGAGGAACAGUGAUUCUCAAAAGCCGAGAAAAAGUAACACAGAAUUUCAUGUUAGUGAGAAAAAUUCAUCUGCAUCUGCUAAAAUGUCAUUCAGAGGAAGGAAUAUAAUAGAGUCUCAUUACAGACAUGAUGGUGAUCACAGGAGAUUUAACACAGACAGAGGGGCACAUAGAGAGACUGGCCACAGAGGUCAACACAGGGAUAGAGAGACUGACCACAGGAAUAGAGAGGCUGAUCACAGGGCUGACCACAGGGUCAGGGAAACUGACCACAGGGACAGGAAAACUAACCACAGGGACAGAGAAACUGACCACAGGGACAGGGAAACUGACCACAGGGACAGGAAAACUGACCACAAGGCUGACCACAAGGACAGGAAAACUGAAUACAGGGACAGCAAGUCACACAAUAGGUACAGGACUAAUGGUGACAUAUUCCCCAGAGAGGGACCGCCUGAUGGUGUGGAGGAUGUGGUACAUGAAGAUUACAUGAAAUACCUCCACAACUAUAAAAAACACAUGAAUUACUACGAGAAAGUGGAAGAGAGUGUGCUCAAAAAGUAUUCUGGGGAAGGUAAAUCGUCCGAGGUUCAGGAUGGAUUUGAAGCACGAGGAUCAUCCAAAACCACCAGUGAGAAACAUAUUGUAAAAAUAUGUAAAAAGGAAAGUAAGUCAUGGAGUGACAGUGAUUUUUCAGAGAGUGAGAGGGAUUUCAACACAUCGAAGAGUUUAUCAUCACUGAAGACAAAUAAAAAAUCAAAACCUGUCAAGAGAAAACACUCCGGUGAAAAAGAGAGUAAAUCCAAAAAGAAAAAAAGGUUAAAAGUGGAAGAGGGAUGUGAUUCUCGAGAUACUGAGUCACUAGGUUUGGUAACUGUUGAAGAAAACAGGCGUGAUAGUGAUGUCAACUCUGAUAGUGUAAAGGGGAAUAACUCUGCUCUGUGUGAUACAGAAUCAAAUCAAAAUGAAGAAGCUUUACUAAAGAAAAAGUCGAAACACAAAAAACACAAGCAUAAAAAGCACAAAAAGAUAAAGACAGAUAAUGAAUAGAGGAAAAAUAGUAAUAGGACUCCGAGUUCUGGGUGUUAAGAAAAUAAAACUAACGAGAUCUUA
Messenger RNA from Ostrea edulis (European flat oyster), 1595 nucleotides. RefSeq lists its product as uncharacterized. The record is from RefSeq and is a predicted model, not a curated record. Lineage: Eukaryota; Metazoa; Mollusca; Bivalvia; Ostreida; Ostreidae. The coding region runs from base 210 to 1532 and encodes 440 amino acids. The transcript is spliced from 3 exons.